Molecule: messenger RNA, 2109 nt
Organism: Helobdella robusta
Lineage: Eukaryota; Metazoa; Annelida; Clitellata; Rhynchobdellida; Glossiphoniidae
Exons: 17
Coding region: 1-2109 (702 amino acids)
Biological process (GO): chromatin remodeling
Cellular component (GO): nucleus
Molecular function (GO): histone demethylase activity; DNA binding
Source: RefSeq, a predicted model, not a curated record
AUGGACCCGGAUAAAAAGUUCGACUUCGUGCGUCCUCCUGAAUGUCCAGUCUUUGAACCUGAUGCAGAGGAAUUUAGCAAUUUUGAAGAGUACAUAGAGAAGAUCAAACCUCUGGCUGUUCAAUAUGGACUGUGCAGAAUCAAAUCUCCCCCAUCUUGGAAACCGCCAUUUGUUGCUGAUCCCCAUAAGUUCAAAUUCACUCCAAGAGUUCAACGAUUGAAUGAAAUUGAGGCCAACACAAGAGUGAAAUGGAUGUUUAUGUCAAAUUUGGAUAAAUUUUGGAGUUUACAGGGCUUCAAAUUCAAGAAUCCAACCAUUGAUGGAAAGUAUCUGGACUUCUUUAAACUCAAGAAAACUGUGGAUGAAGUAGGAGGAUUUGAAACAAUAUGCACAAAAAAUUUAUGGAUUGUUGUGGCCAAAAAGUUGGAGCUUUCAGGAAAGAAGGCACCUAGUUUGCUGAAAAGCCAUUAUGAAAAAUAUUUAUAUCCUUAUGACAUUUUCCAAGCUGGCAUCCACAACCAGGUUUUUUACUAUCUUUUUUCUCUGACAAUUGCCUCUCAGAGCUGCUUAAAAUAUUUUUUUUGCUUGCUUAGUUUCAAAUUAAUUUUCACUCAGACACUUUUUGAACUAUGCAAGUCAUCAGCAGCAAAACAAGACAAAUUUCAUCUUAUUUCUGACUUUGGUAAUGGGUUGAAACAUUCACUGGCAGAGGAGGAUAAGACAAAUGAAGAUGACAUUCCACGUAAGCGAAACAAAGUAAUUUUAUUUUUACUUAUUCAGCUCAACUUCUAUAAAUCUCAAAAUUCAAGAAGUCAAAACAAGGAUUACAAAUGUCAAAGUUGUGAGAGAGGUGAUGACGAUGAUGUGUUACUGCUAUGUGAUGGAUGUGAUGAGGCCUACCAUACAUUCUGCCUGAUACCACCCCUCAGUAAAAUUCCUCCAGGUGAUUGGCUUUGUCCCCGCUGUGUGGCUAAGGAAUGUAACCAGUCACCAGCAACAUAUGGCUUUGAGCAGGCAGACCUUGAAUACUCGUUGGAUUCAUUCACGAAAAUGGCUGAUGAUUUUAAACGAAAAUAUUUUGACAUGGAUCCUAAAUUAGUGCCUUGUGAAAUUGUGGAGAAAGAGUUCUGGCGCAUACUAUCUGCAGGAGAUAAUGUUGUUGUGAAUUAUGGAGCAGAUAAUCCUGCCAAUGUUUGUGGAAGCGGUUUUCCGAUUUCUUCAAGUCCAGAAAACAACGAGGAAUACGUGAAAUCAAGUUGGAACUUAAAUAAUCUAUCCAUCUUACCGACAUCUACAUUGCGCUUCAUUGAAGAGGAAGUAUCUGGAAUGAAGGUGCCUUGGUGCUAUGUGGGAAUGGUGUUUUCAUGUUUUUCUUGGCACACUGAGGAUCACUAUUCUUACUCUGUGAAUUAUAUGCAUUGGGGUGAGCCAAAGACUUGGUAUGGUGUUGGAGGUGCAGAUGCGUGCAAGUUGGAAGAAUGCAUGUUGCAUCAUGUUCCUGAAUUAUUCAAGUAUUCGCCUGACCUCAUGCACCAACUGACGACACUCCUCUCACCAUCCAUUCUCAUGUCCUUUGGUGUACCUAUAACUCGCACGGAUCAGUAUCCAGGUGAUUUUAUAAUCACCUUCCCGAGGGCCUACCAUGCUGGCUUCAAUCAGGGCAUCAACUUUGCUGAGGCCGUCAACUACUGUCCUGCUGACUGGAUAAAAUUGGGUCGACUUUCUGUUAUUGAAUAUAAGAAUGUCAAACGAGCCUGUGUAUUUUCUUUGGACGAAUUAUUUUGCAAAAUGUCCCUGCACUUAAAUGAACUCCAAAUAGACUUAAUUAGAAUUCUUUUGGAAGAUCUUCAAGCUGUAUUCAAUUUUGAAAGCAAAAUGUUAGAGAGAGCAGAGCUAAGUGGGAUAUCGAAAAAAGAAAAAUUAAUAUUUGAAGAUCUGUGCGACGAUGAGAGAGUUUGUUGUAUAUGUCAAACAACUUGCUUUCUUCAUGCUGUCGUGUGUGACUGCUCAGGUGAGUUUUUUUCUCUGUCCAUUUUAUUAUUAAUGCCUUUGCCUAUUUUUAACGUGUACUUUAGAACUGUACCAAAUAUAAUUACAUUGAAUAUAUAA